UAGGAGCCUCCACCAUCAACACGGCCACGGCCGGGAUUUUAGCUCCGUUUGCAAAACGAGAAACGAUUCCAGAUUAGAAAACCCUAAUUUUCCUCCACUAUCUUAAGGGGGUUGUUCUGUUCCUUGAUAUGCACGUUUCCCCUCUUUAAUAUCCUCCAAACCUUAAAUUCUUCUUUUUACAUAGACUUCCCCUUUGUUCUUAUUAAGGUACUCUCUCUCUCUCUCUCUAUCUCCAUCGUUCUUCUGGUCAGAGAGGACGAGCACGGUGCGUGAUCUCUUCUCUUUGGCCGUUUGAUUUCUGCAUGAUGGUGACGACCUCAACCAAAGGAAGACCAGACAACCAGAGCCUCUCCGGAUCCAGACCCCUUAGCCGAAAGCCGAAGCCUGCAGGGUUGUCUGAACACAGCGCAAGCCCUGAUGGGCCGGAUCACAAACAGGGGAAACCUUUGCCUAACUAUCUCAAAGCGACGAUAAGCUCGAGACCUGACCCUGUCAGGCACUUGAAAAAGGGCAUCGACGACCACCAGAAGCUCCUUCGUAGGCGAUCCUUUGAUCGCCCUCCGUCUUCUUUGUCUUCCCCUUCAACUUCAUCCCCACGAGACAAGCCCCUCACGGGUGGAAACAAAAACACCAUUAGAGGAGGUGGUAUGGUGAAAUCACCUCCCUCAGCUCCAAAAGACUCGGACGGUACGAAGAAGAGCGGCCCGAGAACUAGUCGUCUUUCCUUGCACAGCAGAAAGGAACGUUCUUCCUCGAAUGUUUCCUCGGAUAAAGAAAUCUCCCGAGAAUCUUCUCCUCCUACACCCCCUGCUCACGAGGAGGAACACGAGAUAGUUAAGAUCGAGACCGAUGUACAAAUGUCUGAUGAUAGAGAGGGACCAAAGUCAGAAGAUAAAGAAAUGCAAGCGGAGGAAAGUGAUCAAACCGAUGCAUCCCCUCUUUUAGUUCAUUCUCUUGAUGCCACCAAAGAAGAAAAAGAAGAAGUGAUCGAUGACGAUAAAACGGUGGAGGAAAUAGAGGAAGCGAAGGCACCCAAGGACAACCUAGACGGCAAUGGUGAAGGAGAGGAACUGGUUAACACGAAAGUUGGCGAGGAGAGAAGUGAUGAAGUUGCCAUUGAUGUGAAAGAAACUCCGACUCUCAAAGACAGCGCAGAAGAAGAGAAAGCCGGCGAGAAAGAACAGAAGCAGGAAAGUGAAAGCAGAAGCGGCGUCAAAGAUGCAACAUCGGAAACAAAGGCUGCAGUAACAGAAACACCAGAGGGGACAAAGAGAGAAGUGGUGCAAGGGAAGAAGGAGGCUCGGUCAGACUACAACGACGUAAUAGAGAAAACUGCAAGUAAGCUGCUUGAGAACAGGAAGAACAAGGUCAAGGCUCUGGUCGGAGCCUUUGAAACCGUUAUUGACUAUGAAACUGCGGCAUCUAAGUGAUAUAUAUAUAUAUAUAUAUAUAUCAAUAUCUUGAUUGUCUUUGUGUUUUUCGAAAAACAUGAACUGUCUUUUUAUUUUAUUCUUCUCUCUUUUGAUUGGAACAAAAUGAUGAUUCACAUGUACAAUGCAUCUGUUUGAAUGGAUUGGAUGUAUCUGUGUAUAUGUGUAUAAUGAUGAGUGAAUUUCUAGCUU
This is a messenger RNA of Tarenaya hassleriana, 1622 nucleotides long. RefSeq names its product phosphatase and actin regulator 4B-like. NCBI's taxonomy places the organism in Eukaryota, Viridiplantae, Streptophyta, Magnoliopsida, Brassicales, Cleomaceae. Bases 303 to 1430 code for a protein of 375 amino acids. Gene Ontology annotation, molecular function: calmodulin binding. The transcript is spliced from 2 exons. The record is from RefSeq and is a predicted model, not a curated record.